Aspergillus ruber CBS 135680 is the source of this 2517-nucleotide messenger RNA. RefSeq lists its product as uncharacterized. The record is from RefSeq and is a predicted model, not a curated record. Lineage: Eukaryota; Fungi; Ascomycota; Eurotiomycetes; Eurotiales; Aspergillaceae. The annotation marks the transcript as partial. The transcript has a single exon.
CUCUCAAGAGAAGACAUCCACGCACUGUUCGUCGGAGCGCCGUAUUUCCUCCUCGACGAAGGCUCGUUUGGUCUCUGGCAACCGCAGGUUAUCUUUCCCUGGUGCGAUCACGAUCUUUUAAUCCAGAAAUUCUGGGACCGACGACCGCUUUCGCACUCCUCCUUCAGUCUAUCUACAUUGCAUGCUCACCUGUCGGUACCCGAUGGCUAUGUGGUCAAAGGCGACACCCCAGCUCCUCUGCAGGGGUUACAACAUACGGGCGGACCCAGACGGCCGACGUUUGACAUAAGCGUAUACGAGGUACCCAAUAUGCUGUGUUCAACGGCAAAAGAGCCCGGAUCGUACGGGUUCCGCCAUUUCCUGGAACUCCCCGUCGCAGACCAGGUUCGGUAUACAGGGCCAGAGAUUCCCAGGCCACGUCCUGGACUGCGGAGACCCUCCAUGAUGACCUCAUCCAUGGAGGCAUCCGACUCUAUCGAGCACCAUUCCAACGAUCCAUAUGCACAGUGUCUGGACGGGACGGUACACGACCGCAAAGCGAUGCUCCUCGACGGACCAUCGACAUGGAAGCGCAUCGGCGUGCGGGACCCAAAUAUGGAGAAACUGAUCGAGCGUCUCGGGACGCUGCAGGAGAUCCGCCACGAUAUGUUACAUGCGGAGGUGGAUAAAACAAUAUUGGAUAUGGAGACAUUGGAGAUCUUGCAUCGAGAUUUGUACUCGAAGUUCCUGCUUCCUCCGCCCCGGUCGAUUAUGGAAGAGGAUGAUCCGCAUAGCCUCAAGUCGCAGAUUCGAAUGCUUACUACUGCCCUGGCGGCGCCGGGGGCGUGGAUUAACUUUAGCCUGGAGGAGUGGCGUCUGCACGCUGGUCAGAUUCUCUGGGAGAUGCCGCCUCAUCGGGAAGGAGACUGUCUCGACCUGGAGGAAUGCGAGGACGCGCAGAAGCGGCCAUGGGCCAAUCCUGGUCUUGAGCGAAAGUGGCUGCUCAUCCAGAUGCUCUUGGCCAGCGAAUUGCUUAUUCGACUUGACGCUGUUUCUCGCGCCGGGGUAUUGAGGGAUCCCGAAGAGAAUAUCAGCGCGAUUGAUAUACACGAAUUUGACAAGCUUCGCGACGGAAAGGUAAACUGGGACUUGAUUGUUGUUCGGCGAUUUCUCGACAGCUUUGGGAUAAGCCGUUGCGAUAACCAAACGUCAACUCAUAGCGAAGAAGGUCUGCAUGGAAGACGUCGGUCUCUAAGAGAUGCUUUCACCGUUCAUCGUCGGUCGUCAGUCCAUAGUGCCUCAGAAGCCGAGUCGGCCUGGGAAUGCAAACUGACACCGUUCCAUAUCGAGCAGCAGCUACAGGGGUUAUUCGUGUUUGCAGAGAACAUCGGCUGGCCUCGACUAGAUGUGCUGAAACAGCUUCCGUUCAAGGUCAACGAAGAAGUAUACAGCCGUCCAGUAUGCAGCGCAGCAACAGCCACUCUAGGCAAGGAUGAGAUGUACAGUCGCAAUCCUUCUCGGCGCCAGAUCCUCCUUCAUAACAUCGACAGCCAGGACAGCAGCGACCCGAAAGACAACGUCGGCUGGAUAACCCGCAGCUGGCUUUCAGGCUUCGUACCGCCCGGAGAAAGCAUCAGUCACCUCCUUCUCGCCACAGUCCUGGAGAAUGAUCCAGAGGCAUUGUCCACACUCGGUCCCGUGGCCAAUCUCUAUGGCGGAUUCUCGUAUAACGGACGCAGUUGGUGGAGUAAGCAAUGUAUCGUCGGGCGCGUACUGGCCAGUCUACCAGAGACCAUGGAGUGUAUGGAAUGGAUUAGAAGCGAGAUCCUGCCUGUUGACCGGUCGACAUCACAGCCAUUAAGCGGGAGAUGGUUCGAGGCGAGAACCAAGGAAUUGCCACCGACGAACAAGAAGCCGCGAAUCCAGCAAGGGAAUAAGAUCUCACAUUUCUCGACGCCACUGGGGGAUGGUGAUGUUUCGCGCGAGGCGUUUUCGUUACCGGUCGACCGUCCGCGGGAAGAGCUGGUAUCUUUUGACCUGGACAUGCUGUCGUUCAUUAGCGAAUCCGAAUCCGAACCAAACGAUGCAGGCGUAGGCACGCCAGCCAUCUCAUUCAAUAUACAGUCCAACUCACCCGACUGUCAAUCGACAAAAGAAUCAAUAUCCCUAACAAACAACGUCCACUUCAUCACCUCCUACAACUGUCGCCCCCCGGCCGGAAAGGCCUCUAACAGCGACAACGAGCACGAACCGUCCCACCUUCCUGGCCACCCCCUCCACGCCUCCUUCGAAUACGUCCUUGUCCCCACCAGCGCCCUCAUCGGCGCCACCUCACUACACAAAGUCGUGCCCGGCGGCGAGAUCCUCGUGAUAGACGCACGGGGAAGCCCGACGCAGGAAACAUUCGCACGCGCCUGGUGCGCGUCGACAGGGAGCAAUGCGGUUAUUGGUCGCGUGGGGAGAACGUGUCUGGCUUGUUGUAUCCGGGAGACGAGGGCGGUGGAUGUUAGUGUUGUUAUUCGCGUGAGUGAUGGGAUU